AUGUCUUGUAUUGAUUAGAGCUUUGCACAAUUUUAACAAACAGCUUAGUUCUUUAAUCCAGAUAUUGGGAACAAUGGAACUUUGAGAAUGCCUUAAAAAAUAAAAAAAAGAGAAAUCUCGAUGCCAUCUUAUUACUUUGAUGACUUUAAGGGGUUUCUCAAGCAACCAAUUAAAAUAACCUCCAAUAUCACCCAAAGGCGCAACACACAUACAACAACUACAACUCAAGACAGUAGUCAAAUGAGUCAGUCCAUUAAGUAACCCAAUAAAAGCUUGAAAUAAUUGACAUAGGCCAAUAAUUAGGACUAUUCCAAAAUAAUCAAUAUUAUUAGCUAAUUCAACAAUUCUAACAAAUUGAAGCACGCAUAGAGUGCAAAUUCUAUGAAAUACAAACUAAUAAUCCCUUUAAAGGAAAAAUCUAUGAAUGUGAAUAUGACAAGAGACAGCAGGACUAACUCAAGAUGUAGUGUAGUAUCUGCAUAAGGCGAAAGAAAACGUAGUAUAAAAGUAAAUGAUCCAUAUGGACUAAUUAAUAAUAAAAUUAUGAGCAAAACAAAUUCGAAAUAAUUCUUAAAACAAAAGGCUUAAGAUAAAUUAGUAGACAAGUUAUUCUCAUAAAGAUCAGAUAGCGUUUAAUGA
This is a messenger RNA of Paramecium tetraurelia, 639 nucleotides long. RefSeq lists its product as uncharacterized. The record is from RefSeq and is a predicted model, not a curated record. The transcript has a single exon. NCBI's taxonomy places the organism in Eukaryota, Ciliophora, Oligohymenophorea, Peniculida, Parameciidae.